Menidia menidia (Atlantic silverside) is the source of this 987-nucleotide messenger RNA. NCBI's taxonomy places the organism in Eukaryota, Metazoa, Chordata, Actinopteri, Atheriniformes, Atherinopsidae. The record is from the annotation of a GenBank genome assembly.
UUGGGACCCGAGGCGGAACGGUUAAUUGGCACUUGUUUUUUAAGGAAAACCAUCUUAGAGCUCAACGGAUAUGUCGUAAAAACUUUUAGGAGCGCUUGUAUUCCUUAUCAAAUCAGCCGCAGGUAAAAUAGCUGAUGUUUUACAAUGGAAAUACAUAGACUCCGCCAGCGCGGGCUUCUACGGAACAAAAAAAUGAAGGACCAACUGAUUUCGCGCGCGAUGUUUUCCUUAUUGAGAAGCCUCAUCGUCCCAGUAGCAAGCAGCUAAGAUGUCGAGCGUCCUGGAUGCCCCAAAAACAAGAAUAAACUGCUCCAUGCUCUCGCAGCAUAUUAAUCGAGCAGUUUGUUUGACUGGACACGUCGGACAGGUUCAUCCAACUGGAAAAACGUUCACAGUCAAGGAUGGAGAAGGAAACACUGCAACAGUUGAGCUGAACGAACCCCUUGAGGAGGAGCUGAGUGGCAUCGUGGAGGUAGUUGGUAUGGUGUCCAACAAAGGAUCCAUUAUGGCCACCGUGUACAACAUGCUACGAGAAGACAAGAGCGUUCCCUUUGAUCUGGAAAUGUACAACGGAGCCCUGAAGGUGAUUCAGGACUUCCCUCAGUACUAUCCUUUUGAGGUGUCUGCAAGCAGGUGAAACCCAAGGGAAGAUGGCAUCCUCUGUGUUUUUUUCUACUCAGCUUCUGUUGUGUUUGACAAAGUUCGGUUGUAAGUUCAGCGGGGAAAUUAUGACACAAUAUUAAAUGCAAAAUUUUUACGUUUUUACUCGUCUGUCAUCUUUGAACCUCAACAAGACACCAAACUGCUUUACGUUUUAAUUUAAAUCAAAAGCAGGAGGUCAGAGAAAUGAAUGUAUCACAUAACAUUUUGGCUGUUUCUUAAAUCUCUUCUCAUAAAGAUACUGUACGACGCCACACACUGAAAAUAGGGGUCAAAUGUAUGAAUCAAAAUCAGAAAUACUUCAAUAUUCCCAGAGGGAAAUUAUUU